Messenger RNA from Salvelinus fontinalis (brook trout), 4727 nucleotides. RefSeq names its product interferon alpha/beta receptor 1a-like. Gene Ontology annotation, molecular function: interferon receptor activity; protein binding. The transcript has 7 exons. NCBI's taxonomy places the organism in Eukaryota, Metazoa, Chordata, Actinopteri, Salmoniformes, Salmonidae. Bases 278 to 1450 code for a protein of 390 amino acids. The record is from RefSeq and is a predicted model, not a curated record.
AGAGCGCUCUGGAGUCGGAAUAGAUAGCCAGAGUUCAAUUCACGAACGCACAGCUCGUUCUUGACUCCCGGUUCCAUUACACAGGGUUAGGAUUGGAUUCCCACACAGCCAUAUUUCCACGUUACAGUGCUUGUUAACGGAAAACAGCUACCUGUGCUAAUUAGCUAGCCAUCAGCGUCUCCGAACACCUGUGUUUAAACAAAGACAGACGCCGAAAAUGUGUAUUCACUGAAAAAUACUGUCGGCUGCAACUGUGUACACCUUUAAAACAGUGUACAUGCUUGCAGAGCUGCUACAACCUCAGAACCUGACUCUGCUCACCCUGAACACACAGUACGUACUGACGUGGGACUGGGACCAGACGACCACAGGCAACGCUGUUACCUUCACUGUAGAGUACAUGGCGAAGUACCAGAUGAAGAUGAAGAAGAGGAACUGGAGCUGGAUCUGUGUCUGUGAAAGGACCACACACACCCGCUGUGACCUCACAGGUUCUGAUCUGUACUACCUGGGCAAAUACAUGCUCCGAGUCCAAGCCAGCGCAGACGGAGUCAACUCAGACUGGGUCUACAUAGAGUUCUGCCCUGAUAUAGAUGCUUCUUUGGGCCCACCGUCCAGGGUGGAGCUGGCUCCUGUGAAGAACCUGCUGGAUGUGACCAUCUCUGAUCCCCUGACCAGCACCCAGGGCUCCAUGAAGGAACACAUCCCCUUCCUGGACUACCGCAUCCUGUACUGGAGCCGCUCUGAUGACCCUCAGGGUCUGAAGCCUAAAGUGGUGGACUCUAGCAACAACCUGGUGACGCUGCCUGAGCUGGAGGCCUGGACGUGGUACUGUGUCAUGAUCCAGUCUCGCUAUUACUACUACAACAAGACUAGCAGCUACACAGAACCCCAGUGCAUGCAGACAGAGGGUGACACCCCGUACUGGCAGAUCUUCCUAUACUUCCUGGUCUCCAUGAUGCUGUGUUUCCUGCUCGUGUUGCUUCCCUCCUACGCCUUCUUCAUGUUCUACAGAGUCUUCAAAAACACCUUUUACCCCUCUAUCCAGCUGCCUGCACACAUCCAGGAGUACCUCUGUGACUACUCCCCCGGCUCCGACAUGCCCCGCCUCCCCACUGCUGAUUCAGAGGCGGAGCUGUGCUGUGAUAAGCUGACCAUCUGUCCUGAGGUGUUGCUCCUGGAGAUACAUGUCGCUCCUCCUCUCACAGCGCCCCCCUCAGAGCUGGAGCAGGACAGCGGCAAGCACAUCCGCCAGGACAGCGGAGACUCUGGGAUCUACUCCACAGAGGGAGGCUCCGCCCAGCAGGGUCGUAGUGGUGGGGAGCCAAUCAGGAGAGACCAGGAAGUGGACUCCUGGCAGGCACUGGAGCAGGUCAAGAUGGAGGCGAUGGGGAGAGAGUCGGCCGACGAAAGAGAUCUGGACGAGGGGGUUGUGGAUGUGUGCGUCUGAGGAGAAAUGGAGAGCUGGGUGGAAAGACCAUCAAUGAUGGUUGGCGAUUUGUAAUGAGGAAAUGAGAAUGGUCGCACAGAAUGUUCUCAAGUCUCCGUCUUGCUGCCUCUCCUCAAAGGUCACUGUGAAGAGAAUGACGUAUGAGCCAAAGACGCAUCGUCACCUGUCCUGCCUACAUUAAAGGAAAAAUCUACUCCAAAACUAUCUUAUAAUAUUGUUUCGUUAGUCCACUGUUGAUACAGUCCCAAAUUGUUUUGCAUGUCAACAGACAAGUUUUCAAAAUAUUGGACUUUCAAGAAGCAAAGUGUCACAUGAUGUAAAAUGCAUCAUUGUGUGGCAAGUGACACUUCUUGAAAGUCCAAUACCUUAAACUUGUCUGUUGACAUGCAAAACAUUUUGGGACUGUAUCAUCAGUGGACUAAUGAAUCCCAUGUUGCUGUGUGUUUAAGGGUAUAGAAACAAGCUUAAAAGUGUCAGAUUUGGUAUGGGGGGCACAUUGACUUCAAGAUGUCUAAAAGACCCCAGUCCACCUUUCUUUUCUAUGACUUGGGUAUAGAAGCUGAUAAGGGUCGUGUUGGUUCCAGACUUAGUGCACUGUUGUUGCUCGAGUCUUUCACAACGUCAGCAACGUGGGGCCUUCCUCUUGACACAGCCUGGUAUAGUGGUCCUGGAUGGCAGGGAGCUCUGCCCGAGUGAUGUACUGGGCCGUAUGCACCCCACUUUGUAGCGCCUGGCGAUCGGGUGCCUUGUAGAUGCCGUUCCAAGCGGUAAUGCAGCCAGUCAAGACGCUCUCGAUGGUGCAGCUGUAGAACAGCCUCCCGAGGUGUAGAGGCGCCGUCAUGCCCUCUUCUCAACUGUGUGUAUGGACCUUAAGUCCUUAGUGAUUUGGACACUGAGGAACUUGAAGCUCUCGACCUGCUUCACUACCGCCCCAUUGAUGUGGAUGGGGGCGUGUGUUCACCCCUCCGGUUCCUCUAGUCCACGAUCAGCUCCUGUGGUCUUGCUGACGUUGAGGGAGAGGUUGUUGUCCUGGCACCACACUACCAGGUUUCUGAACUCCACCCUAUAGGCUGCCUCUUCGUCCUACGUGAUAAGUCCUACCACCGUCGUGUCGUCAGCAUACUUGGUGUUGGACUCGUGCGCAGUCAUGGGUGAACGGAAUACAGGAGGGGACUAAGCACACAGCCCUGCGGGGGCCCCGUGUUGAUGGUUAGUGUGGUGGAUGUGUUGUUGCCUACCCUCACCACCUGGGGGCGGCCCAUCAAAGUCCAGGAUCCAGUUGCAGAGGGAGGUGUUCAGACCCAGGGUCCUGAGCUUGGUGGUUAGCUUGGAAGGGACUAUGGUUUUGAUUGCUGAGCUGUAGUCAAUGAACAGCAUUCUUACAUAGGUACUCUUUUUGUCCAGAGGGGUGAGGGCAGUAUGGAGUGCAAUAGAGAUUGCGUCAUCUGUUGGGGCGAAAUGCAAAUUGGAGUGGGUCCAGGGUGUCUGGGAUGAUAGUGUGAGCCAUGACCAACCUUUCAAAGUAUUUCAUGGCUAUAGAUGUGAGUGCUACGGGGCGAUUUGCCAGCUACUCAGUGCAAACUUUGAGUAUGUGGCCUGGUAUUCCGUCGGGCCCCACGGCCUUGUGAAUGUUAACCUGUUUGAAGGUCUUACAUUGACUACGGAGAGCAAGAUCAUACAGUCGUACUGAACAGCUGGGGCUCUCAUGCAUGGUUCAGUGUUGCUUACCUCAAAGCGUGCAUAAAGGCAUUUAGCUCCUUUGGUAGGCUUACAUCGCUAGGCAGGUCGUGGCUGGGUUUCCCGUUUAUAAUCUGUGGUGGAUUACAAAGGGUGUGCAAGUUUUUUUUGUUACUUUUUAAAACAUGAAUUAGUUUGUUCUUUAUGGAAUCUGAAAUCAAGGAAAGUGUCAUGUUUUCUCUCUAUCUUCUUAUUAUUUGACUUCAUCUUUCUUUUAAAAGGUGCUUUGGUCCAACUGUUACUGGUUGGACCCCUGAGUCUUAAACAAGAACUGAAUCCCUGAAGGUCUGUUUAUUGAUGUCUGUCUUUCUGAUUGUUUGUUUUCUGAGGUGAAACAAAUUCCUCCUAGAGGUUUUUUCAUACAACAUCAUUUCGUCGAAGUUAAAUUAUCGGCAUCAUUUGGAUAAAAAGUGACAUAAAACAAAAUGCAUCCAACAAAACCAUACCUUACAUCUGUCAAAGCCUCAUAAACACAGCCAAUGCAAAUGUUUGUCUAUGUUUUAUCAUACCUAGCUGACAUCUGACGUAGCAUUAUAGUUACCUACUGUAGGUUUAAAAAGUAGUCCUGGUCCUAAAAAGUAGUGUGCAGAAACAAUUGUCGCAUUUUACAGUAACACACCGACUCAUUCAAGGUUUUUUUGGGGGGGUUUCACUGUUUUCUACAUUGUAGAAUAAUUGUGAAGACAAACUAUGAAAUAACAUAUGGAAUCAUGUAGUAACCAAAAAAGUGUUAAACAAAUCUAAAUAUAUUUUAGAUUCUUCAAAGUAGCCACCCUUUGCCUUGAUGCCAGGUCAUCUGAUGCAGCAUUCCAUCACUCUCCUUCAUCACAUAGCUCUUACACAGCUUGGAGGUGUGUUUUGGGUCAUUGUCCUGUUGAAAAACAAAUGAAGGUCCCACUAAGCGCAAACCAGAUGGGAUGGCGUUUCGCUGCAGAAUGCUGUGGUAGCCAUGCUGGUUAAGUGUGCCUUGACUUCUAGGACAUAUUUCCACCAGUCUAAUGUCCAUUGCCUGUGUUUCUUGGCCCAAGCAAGUCUCUUCUUAUUAUUGGUGUCCUUUAGUAGUGGUUUCUUUGCAGCAAUUUGACCAUGAAGGCCUGAUUCACACAGUCUCCUCUGAAAAGUUGAUGUUGAGAUGUGUCUGUUACUUGAACUCUGAAGCAUUUAUUUGGGCUGCAAUCUGAGGUGCAGUUAACUCAAAUGAACUUAUCCUCUGGGUCUGCCUUUCCUGUGGUGGUCCUCAUGAGAGCAAGUUUCAUCAUAGCGCUUGAUGGUUUUUGAGAAUGGACUUGAAAUGUUCAGCAUUUACUGACAUUCAUGUCUUAAUGUAAUGAUGGACUGUCAUUUGUCUUUGCUUAUUUGAGAUCUUCUUGCCAUAAUACGGACCUGGUGUUUUACCAAAUAUGCUGUACAAUACGGAACACGCUGUACAAUACGGAACACGCUGUACAAUACUGAACACGCUGCACAAUACGGAACACGCUGUACAAUACUGCUUCCAAAUAGAGUUGAAUUCAUAUUAAAGAAAGUAUCUCAUCUCGUA